CCCUUUCAAACCAGGGGGAGUAAUACUCGCAGGUCUGGUGGAAGUGUAACUAAUACAGACUGUGCUGAGGAGCUACCAUGCAUUGCUAAUGAGAGACAUGCAGCCAGGAAGUUGUAUGCAACACUCGCAAGGCUCCUGAAGCUGUAUGUAGCUACCAAGCUUGAUGUCUCCUGCUCUUUUCCUCUUUUGCAUUGCAUUAUUUUAAGAAAUGAGUCCAAUUAUCUAACCUCUAAAGGAUUUAAACACACUGUAGAAAUACACAGUUGUAAGAUGCCCUAUAAUCAAAGCCAUUAAUUUGUAUAAAUUCCCUUUUUCCAACUUAUACUGAAAUGAACAUUGUAGGAAAGCUCAGUUUGAUGAUACCGUGGAGUAUAUUCUUGCUUCAUUCACUGCUGUCCACUUUGCAAGGAUCUUACUGCAAGCUUCCUCUUUUGAGAAGAACUUUGAGAACUGAGUCUAAUGCAACUCGACAGAAAAGAGAUCUUGUAACAGCCGAGGUUCAAUCUGCCUCUCGGUUGCACCAUCAUGGGGCCCUGAUGCGGAGUCCAUCAGGAGGUUCAUGUCCUCAGGAGUGCCUUAAUGGAGCAGCCUGCACAGAGGCAGGUGACUGUGACUGUCAGUUAUUUCAGGCUCAAGGAAGCAGGUGCCAAAUUGUACCUAACACUGGUAAGGACCGAGAUGGGAUUUGCAAAUCAUGGGGACAGUAUAAUUUUGAAACAUUUGAUGGCAUCUACUACUACUUCCCAGGGAAUUGCUCCUAUAUAUUUGCAAAAGACUGCAGUACUCUGGAACCCCAGUACACUGUUUGGGUUCAUAACAGUCCUCACUGUUAUGGUUCAGUAUAUACUUGUCAUAGGUCUAUCAGUUUAUUUUUUUCAAACCAAGAAGAAAUAAUGAUUUCAGGACAUGAAGUAAGAAAAAAUGGGAUCAGAUUAACAUUGCCUCAGACAGUUGGAAAUGCUUUCAUUGAGAGACUGGCUGACUAUAUUCUGGUGAAGACUACCUUUGGUUUUUCUCUUGCUUGGGAUGGAAACUCUGGUAUUUAUAUUAAACUGACAGAAGAUCAUAAGGGAAAACCUUGUGGCCUUUGUGGAAAUUUUAACAGUAAUAAAUAUGAUGACCUGAUACUUCAAAACAUAGGUGAAUAUACAGAAGACAUUGCUGAAUUUGCAAAUAGCUGGGCUGUGCAAGCCUCAGAUGACAUAGCUUGUGUCCCUACUGCCUCAGAUUUUUCCAGUCCUUGCUCAGCCAAUGCAGAAUCCACUGAGGAGAUAUUCUUCAAGUGCCAAAUAUUCCUACAGUUUCCUUUUCUCAGCUGCCAUGAAAGUAUAGAUCCGUAUUCUUAUAUUUCAAGCUGUAUGAAUGAUCUUUGCAGAGUGGAUGAUGAUGAAACAUACUGCAGGGCAGUGACAGAAUACGCUAGAGCAUGUUCUCACGCUGGGUCCCCGGUGCGGGACUGGAGGGAUGACUUUCCUGCCUGUACUGACAAGUGUGAAGACACCUUUGUUCACCGUGACUGUAUCAGCUGUUGUCCACCAACUUGCACAUUUGAAAAGGACUGUCUUGGCAGCAAUCUGCACUGUUUAGAUGGCUGUUACUGUCCAGAUGGUCUCAUUAUGGAAAAUGGAACUUGUAUCUCUUUGUCAAAUUGUCCUUGUAUUUAUCAUGGAACUGCUUUCCCUGUAGGCUCAAAAAUUGAACAAGAAUGUAGCAACUGUAUUUGUGCUGGUGGCAUUUGGAACUGCACUGAUCAUGAUUGUCCAGCUGAGUGCUCCAUCACAGGCAGCUCUCAUUUCACGACAUUUGAUGGACGUCAUUUUACCUUUCUUGGGAUUUGCCAGUACAUUUUGGUAAAAGGCACUGGAAAAAACAAAUUCACAAUCACUUUACAAAAAGCACCUUGUGGACAGAACUUUGACCACGCCUGCAUUGAGUCUAUAACACUGGUUCUUGAAGAUGAUGUGAGGAAACAAGUCACUCUCACAAGACAUGGUCAAAUCCAAACUGUCCCUAGCCAAGUUUUUAACCUCAAUGGGGCUAUUGAAAUUCAGAAUAUAUCUUCUUUGUUUGUUCAACUGAAAACUAGUUUUGGUUUGAAGAUACUGUUUGCUAAAGAUGGAGAGAGGAUCUAUGUUCAAGUUGAUGUCGGAUGGAAGAGAAGAACAUUAGGACUAUGUGGAACUUACAAUGGAAAUUUAAGAGAUGAUUUUCUAUCUCCAGCAGGGAUGAUAGAAGGGACUCCACAACUUCAUGCCAAUGCAUGGAAGGUUUCCUCAGCUUGCUCCAUGCCUAUCAAUAUUCCUGUGGUUGAUCCCUGCAACGCGAAUCAGCAAAAUGCUGGGUAUGCAUCUCACUGUGAUAUCAUCAACCAAGAUCUGUUUGCUCCCUGCCAUGCCUACAUCAGUCCAGGGCUGUACUACCAGCUCUGCCGCUUCGACGCGUGCAAGUGUGGGAGCAGCUGCCUCUGCAAUGCUCUGGCGCACUAUGCUUAUGUCUGUGGCAAGCACGGCGUCGUCAUUGACUUCAGAUCUCAUGUUUCUUACUGUGCUGUGAUGUGUCACAGUGGUAUGCUUUAUCAUCAGUGCUCUUCUUUUUGUAAACAUUCCUGUGCUUCACUUUCUAUGGCAAAUAUGUGUGCUGAUGACUGUGCAGAAGGAUGUAAUUGUCCUGAUGGGAAGUAUUUUGAAGAGUCAGUCAACUUUUGUGUAUCAAUAUCUGGCUGUCAUUGUCAUUACAAAGGCAAAGCACUGCAGCCUGGGGAAAUCCUUCCUACUCCAACAGGCUCCUGUCAAUGUUUGAAUGGAACAGUGAAAUGUAUUGAAGCCACUACAGAAAAUAUAGUUCACACGUGCCCUGAAGGAAAAAUCUACUAUGACUGCAGAUCUCCUGUGCCUGGGUUACCAGCAGCAGGUGUGAAUUGUGGGAUCUCUUGUGCGAACCUUGCCAUGAACUUCUCCUGUGUCCCCUCACCACCCUGUGCAAGUGGCUGCAUUUGCCCCCCUGGGAUGGCUGAGCACAGAGGGAAAUGCUAUAUUCCUGACAGUUGCCCCUGCACCUGGAAAGACAGAGAAUUUCUGUCAGGAGAAGUGAUAGCUACUCCGUGUUAUACCUGUGUUUGUCGGAGAGGCGUCUUCAACUGCACCAGUUACCCCUGCCCUGCUGUGUGCACCAUUUAUGGAGACCGACAUUAUUACACCUUUGAUGGGCUGGAGUAUGAUUAUGUCAGUGACUGCCAAACUUACCUGCUAAAGAGCACAGAUAACUCAAAUAUAUCUAUAAUUGCUCAGAACAAAAAGUGCUUUGACAAUGAUAUUGUUUGCUCAAAGAAUGUUUUCAUCACUGUUGGAGACACUGAGAUUUAUUUUAGUGAACCUUCUGAGAAGCAGAAGACCCUAGAGGCACAGGAAAACAAAUCUAACUAUCAGCUCUGGAAGGCUGGAUAUUAUACUGUGAUACACUUUCCAGAACAGGACAUUACAAUUCUGUGGGACAAGAAGACAAUGAUGCAUGUAAAAGUUGGACCUCGAUGGAAGGGCAAACUGGCAGGCUUGUGUGGAAAUUUUGACAAAUAUACUUCAAAUGAUCUGACUACAUCAAACAACAUGGAAGUGAGAAAUGCACAGGUGUUUGGAGACAGCUGGGUAUUAGGACAGUGUAAGAGCCCAAAUGAAACACUGAGACCAUGUGAAGUACAUCAGAGCAAGUUCCCUUAUGCAAAAAAGGAAUGCUCAAUUUUAUACAGCGAUCUUUUUGCACCUUGUCGCAAUGUGAUUGAUGUGACUUCUUUUAUCAAAAAUUGUCACACAGAUACAUGCAACUGCAAUCUUGGUGGGGACUGCGAGUGUCUGUGUACCAGUAUUGCAGCUUAUGCCCACAAGUGCUGCCAGCAAGGAGCAGCGAUUCACUGGCGAUCUCCUCUGCUCUGCGCUUAUGACUGUGACUAUUACAACCAAGGUCUUGGUGAAGGACCCUAUAUUUUGGCAAGUUUUGGAGUGAAUGACACAAUUAUAGGGGCUAAUGUAUCCAGCAGAAGGAUAUUUCCCUUGCCUAGAGUUGGAGCACAUGGAAAUGUAAUUUUCAGUUUCAUGAUCACUCCAGGUCUUUUCAAAGAUAAAGAUUUAUCUCUGUCUCUUGUUUCCCUUGAAUCUGCUGAAAGACCAAACUACUUUCUGUAUGUACAUGACAAUGAAACCAUUGGGUUGGAGCAGUGGCAGGCAAAUGCCUCCUUCCAGAGACGAGCCACCUUCUUCCACCACCAGGGUCUCUGGAAUCCAGGGCUCAGUGCCUUCGAGCUGCACAGUAAAAAAGGCUUUUUCAUCAUUCUCACCUCAUCCAGUGUUAAAGUGGAAAAGUAUGAUGGUUCAGAAGAAUUCAAACAUUUCAGUAGCUUUAGUAUUGAAGAACUCAGUGCUUCUGUGCCUUACAGAAGAAUGUGUGAAUGGAGAUAUGAAUCUUGUGCUAAUCCUUGUUUUAAGACAUGUAGUGAUCCUGAAGGAAUUGCAUGUAAAUUUCUUCCUCUGGUUGAAGGAUGCAUGCCAUACUGUCCCAAAAACAUGAUCCUUGAUGAGGUCACACUUAGAUGUGUUUAUCCAGAAGACUGCAUACCUGUGACACCUACAGAAUCAGACAUUGGACUGAAGCCUUCACUGUUCAUCUCUCACAUGGGUCCUACCACGGAGAGAUUUCCUCAGACACUCCCUGUAUUUGUUACUUCAAGGAAUAAAUCAACUCUCAUCGGUGUAACAGACAAAAUAACCAUAAAUGCAAACACAGCUUCAAGGGGAAUGAAUAUGUCGGCACAGUCCAUUACGGACUUUUAUUCAUUGGAAGCUUCUAAUGCAGCCACCUAUUCAACAUUUUCAUUACCAAGUACAGUGGAGCCUUCUGAUGUACUUCACAGCACAGCCAGCCCUACUGUCCUUUCCAAACCCAUCCCUUCAACAGAUUUUCCAAUGCUUUUUCAAGCCUCAGCUGUCACAUCACGUACUGCCCACUCUAAUGCAUCUAUAACUUUACCCAUUACAAUAACAACUCCAACAACCCUGCCCAGUGCAAGUCCUAUUCCAACACGUUCUGCAUUAUUAACACCCACUUCCCUAGCGGUAGUUCCAUUUUCACUUGAAACAUCAACCACUCAGCUAGGAACAGUUCAACCUUCCUCAGCACUAACAACUUUAGCCUCCAAGAUAUCUUUGGUCACUUCUGAGCUGCAUGCAGAGAUUGGGAAGAGUAGGAGUCCUUCAGUAAGUCAUUCUAAGGGAGCAGAAAUAUACUCUGAAGUGUCUUUGUCUGCCUUGAGGGCUGACAGAGAAACUUUCACAAGACCUGUAUUUCUUCUAGGUCCACGAUUGACACUAAGCACAUCUCCUGUAUCUACUUCAUCUGUUAUAACUAAGUCUGGCAUUAGUCAAACUGCAGUGUACCCAACACCCGCCUCUGCACUGACUUCAGCUGCUCCUCAAAUUCCUAUGACUACUAGAUUUUCUAGCUCUGAGACAAGUGUUCCUCAAUUAAUCACAGUUUCAUAUUUCAAAACAUCAAAACCCUUGUCUAAAACUUCUCUGAUAUCAUUAAAUGUUAGCUCUUCAACCAGUUUUUCUCCAAAGGCACUUUCAUCUUCAGUGCAGACUUCAACGACUGUUCCCGAGCAGACAUCUGCAUUGAAAAAGGGCAGUAUUUCUGCUGCUCUGCCAAUAAUGACUAUAUCUUCACCUCAAGUUGUUUCUCAAAUCCCUAAAAACACUUCAAGUAUUGCAACAUGCACAGUAUCUACACCAGUGCAUUCUCUGUAUACCUCCCUGAAGCCCAAAGCCAUGGCAGGUGCCACUGUUGCCUCCAAAAGUUUUUAUACAGUACCUUCUAGUGCCUCCACUCCUCUAAUCAAUUCAACAAUUUUUGAUAGGUCUGUAGUAAGUAAAGCCUUAACAGAAAAUAAGCAAAUAAUGCACACUGAUUUCUUUUCAUUAUCAUUCAUUUCUAAAAAGCCAAAGAAAUCUGUUACGUCUACAGCCUCCCCUCUCAGGACAUUGGUAUUACCUCUAAAUUCUACAUCAAUAACCGCUUCAGAACUUACAGAGUACCCAAAAAGUUCAGAUACAGAAUUGAAAACUGACCCUGUGGCUCAAAGUUCAGGAAAACAGAGUUCUUCAGUAAGUUCAUCAGAAGAAGAUGGAACAAUAUCAGCCAUACCAGCUGGAAUCAUCACUCAAUCCACUACGCCAAUGAUCAGGAACACAACAGUGAAUGCUGCAUCCUCAAAAGCACCUUCUAUUUAUGCAAAAAUGUUACCCAGUUCUUCAGCCAGUUUAUUAGUUACUUCAGGCACCACCACCUUAGCCUCUAGGAUUACUACAAAAACUGCUGAUUCUUUUGUUGUCAAUCUGGAUUUUUAUAUAUCUGCAGCUUCAGUUCCUACCACCAUACAAACACACAAAUCUUUAUUUACAACUGCAGUAACUCAAGCUUCACAGAACACUAGAGAAACUCCAAAGAUUAAUAUAAUGAAAACAACUGGUACUAUGAAUCCGUUAUCACAGAUGAAGAGUACCUCAUACAUAGCAUCAGAAGUUAAAUACACAUCUUCAUUUGAAAAAAAUGUGGAUAUUUCAGAAGAUGGUCAGACGUCACAUGAGCAAAGAAAUGCUACCAAGACAAAGACAACCACAACUGACAAAUCUUCCCCACCUUAUCUGCCAGUAACUGCACUUCAAAGUCUGCUUUUUUCAAGAAAUGCAACCUCAGUCAAAAAUAUCUCUAUUUCUGGAGUCCUGGAUGUAACAACAUCAGAUAGCUCCAAAAUCCCAACCCAGAAGCCCGUUACACCUUAUUUUAGUGUAACAGAGGCCACAGAGCUGCAAACUAGAGCUAUAAUAGAUUUGUCUCUUUCUAGUGAUGGAAUGGCUCUGCCUUCCUCAUCAGAAACAAUGGCUGUAGCUGACAAGGCUUACUUUGGCACGAUGAUGCAUACACUGAUAUCUACAUCUUCUGAGUGUGUGCCAAGAUACCUCGAACCUGUUGACAAAUGUAGCCAGUAUGUAUGUGUUAAUACGGCUUGGAUGUUAUACAAUCUUUCAAGGAACUGCCCUAAGGAUGUGCAGAAGCCAGAUUGUGGUUUUCGAGGAAUGCCUGUUCAAGUUAACACUGACAGCUGUUGUCCACAAUGGGAAUGUCCCUGUCAGUGUUCUGUACUGUCUGAACUGAGUGUUAUUACCUUUGAUGGAAACAACAUAGCCCUCUGUAAUAUGGCUUCCUAUGUUUUAGUCAAGUUACCAGGAGAAAUUAUUGUUGCUCAUAUUGAAAAAUGUCCUGCUAAUCAGAGUGCAAAUUCAAUAAGAAAACUAGUGCCACCUGCAAACACUUCAGGGCUCUGUUUUAAGAAAUUAAAUGUCACAACACACACUUGUCAAAUACUUAUCAAUCGUUUAGCAAGAAAAGUAGUUGUGGAUUCUGAAAUUCAACCAUUACCAUUUUCAAGAGAAGGGCUGAGUAUUCAGGAUACUGGUGCAAUGUAUGUGGUUAAUACCCCAGCUGGGAUUAGCAUCAAGUGGGCUCAUGUUACAGGCAUCAUAGAUGUACAGUAUGGAUUACACUCUAACACAACGAGGAAGACAGAAGGACUUUGUGGGGUGUGUAAUGGAGAUCCUAGUGAUGACCUGAAAAUGCAAAACAUGACCAUAAUCACAAACAUGGAGGAAAUUGAAAUGUUUAUUAAGAGCUGGGAAAUUGAGAAAUCACUUGAUGUAACUACCAGGAGGCCAGUAAGAAACUGCACUGAAGAUAACUGCACAUACUGUAUGGAACUGUUAAACAGAAGGAUUUUCAUCCCUUGUCACAAGAAAGUGUCACCACAGGAAUUUUGUGAGAAGAUGUGGAUCAACAGUACUAAUUUUUGGAACUAUGAGUGUGAUGCACUUUCUGCAUAUGUAGCUUUAUGCAACAAGCACAACAUCUGCAUUAAAUGGAGGACACCUGAUUACUGUUCAUUGAGCUGUCCUGAGGGCAAGGAAUACCAGCCUUGUGUGCAACCCUGUGAAGCCAAGACAUGCUUGAAUAAAUGGUUCUAUGAAGAUUCUCCCUGUUCCUAUUUAAGGGAAGACUGUGUGUGUAAAAAUGGCACCAUUCUGCAUAGAACAGACUCAGACCUCUGUAUACCAGAAGAAAAAUGUACAUGUACAGAUAAUAAAGGACAGCCCCGCUCUGCUGGGGAGAUCUGGAAUGGGUCCAUGAGGGGGUGCUGCAUGUAUGGCUGUUUAGAAAAUGGAAGCAUUAUUGCUGUAGAACCUGAGUGCAGUGAGGAUCCACCACCAGUCUGUGAAAGAGAAGGGGAAGUUCUACUCCAUGUCAUUGAAGAGAGAGCUUGCUGUCCCAAGAAAGUCUGUGAAUGUAACAUGUCAUUGUGUGAUGCCAUUAUUCCAACGUGCAAACCCAAUGAAAAAUUAGUGGUAGGCUACCACCCCCUGUCCUGCUGCCCACAGUACCGAUGUGAAUGUGAUCCUUCAGUUUGUUUUAAUGACUCCCAGCCUGACUGUAGAGAAGAUCAGUUUAUUGUUGAGGCAAAACAGGAAGAUCCCUGUUGUUUCUCUCAUCUCUGUGUUUGUGAAUCCUGUAUUGAACCUGUUCCCUUGUGUAGUGAAGGGGAAAUUCUCACUGUAGACCUUAAUACCAUACACUACUGCUGUCCUCAUUACUACUGCGUUUGUGAUGAAAAUCUUUGUUCUGAGCCUCCUAUGAUUUGCACAGAUGACAUGACACCUGUGAAGGAAAAAAUACUUGGGCAAUGUUGUCCAGAAUGGCACUGUGAAUGUAGUUGUGAAAAUGCUACCAUGCUGACCUGUAAAUUGGGAGAAGUUAAAAAAAUAGAUAGCAGUGUUUCCAGUGCUUGUGGAUGCACUCACUACAUUUGUGAGAAGGAUGAUGUGUGCAUCUUUCAAGAGGUCACAGUACUGAGUCCUGGGCAGUCAGUGAUUCAGUACUUGGAUGGAGACCUUUGUUACACUGUACAGUGUUUACAAGAAAAAGAUCAGAACACAGGCUACAAUGCCAUGCAUAUCACAAUGAUGAACUGCUCCCAGCAAUGUGAAGCUCAUCAAGUAUAUAUUCCUUCCUUCAGUCACCAUACUUGUUGUGGUAUGUGUCUAAACGUGUCCUGCUCUUUUCACACAGAGAAUGGAACACUGAUUUUGUAUGAUGAAGGAAGCACCUGGACUUCCAACUGUACCAAUUACAAAUGUGUAAAGACUGCUGCAGGGGCUAUUGUGCUGGGGUCAAGUGUUGUCUGCCCCCCAUUUAAUGACACUGAGUGUACAAAGAAUGGAGGAAUUGUGCAGACGUAUAAUGAUGGCUGCUGCAAGACCUGUUCUGGAUUGGGUCUAUUACCCUUUGCCAUUAGUCCAGUAGUGCCUACUGAUAGUAUUAAUUGUGAACCAGGCAAAAAGGAAGAAAGGAUUUGCCAGAAAAUGACAAUCAGGACAACCAUAAGAAAAAAUGACUGUAUAAGUCAAAGCCCGGUAAAUGUGGCUUCUUGUGAUGGAAAAUGCCCAUCUGCAACAAUUUUCAAUGUCAAUAUUGAUAGCCAUCUAAGAUUCUGUAAAUGUUGUCGAGAAAUUGGAACGCGAGUCCUGACUGUGCCCUUGCGCUGCUCAGGAAACGGCACCGAAAUUCUGUACGUCAUUCAAGAGCCCAUAGACUGCUCAUGCCAGUGGAACUGAACCUUGCUAUGGACAUGAUUUGGCUUUCACCAGACACAGUUUUUUGGUCAUGGAUGGGUAUAGUAUUCUGCAGGGAAAUAGAAAAGGCAUCAGUUAUGCUUUAUAAUGUAACUUUUCCCAAAUUUAGCAAAGAUGUUAUUUGUUCUUCAAAUUGUCUUUGAAAAUAUUGGCAAGAAUAGAAAGAAAAACAUAAAUCCUGUUGAGCAAGGUGUAGUUUAUCCAUCAUUUAUUUCUACUCAGCGGCUUUCUGAUGAGGUGGUGAAAAAAGCUGGUUAGUAUUUCCAGUAUUUUAAAAUUUUGGAUCAUGGAUACCUAUCAAAGUAGAGAAUUUCUCAAAGCAUUUCUCAGUAGUUCAUUUACUUAGAGGCCUCCAGCUGAAAACCAUCACCAGUCCCAUGUUUAAAUGGGAAAGAAGGAUAUUAGGAUUUUGAAAGUGACUGAAUUAAUUAAUUGUUAAAAUAGUGGGUUCAACUGUAACAUUUUUUACCUUGCUCAAAAAUCUAUCCUUUGUCCAGUAAGCUGUUGUCAAUGGUUGGAUUCUGCUUACGCUGUAAGCCACUGAGAAACAACAUGACUGUGAUCUGUAAGUACUUGUAGGAAACCUCCAGAGUAUAUAGCAGAAUCAUAAGAUCUUGAAACCUAAGAUGUGUUUAAUUUUUAUGGAUAUUAUAAAUAUUAAGUAUGACUAGGCAAAAGCUGAAGAGUGAUAGCUUUUGUGCAUUAAAAUAUCUGAAAGCCAUUUCUACUAUGAAGGUUUCCAUUUUAUAUCCAUUUUUUCACUUUUCACAGAAAAGAAAUUGGCUGUUUGCUAGUAUAGAAUAAGAUUAUGUGUAUAUAUAUAUUUAUUAAAAAAACCUCACAAUACUGCACAUUUCAAAUAUUCAUAAUGGGCUUCUGUCUCCAGUCUGAAGAUUUGUGUUCAAUGUAUUUUUAAUUUUUUUUUCAAUACAGAUAUUUAGACUAUUGCCUGAAUUUAGGAUUCAUAAUUUUUGAGUCCAAGAAAAAAAGUCAGGUAAAAUAAAUGUAUUGAAGGACUUAGGUGAGUUUUUCAUGCUCAAUCAAGCUGUAAAUAUCCAUGACUCAGCACGUUAAGGUGAAUAUCAUCUCCCUUUUACUCAACAUACUACAUAACCUGCUUUUAAAAAUAAAGGAUACAAGUUUAAGCUUGUUUUUAGAAGAUGAAUUUGCUUUACAAACUCACUGAAUGAAAAUUAUAUUAAUUAUGACAGUAUUUUCCUUAUCAAUUUUCCUUUUAACUGUGUCAGAAUUUAAAUUCUUGUCUAAAAGUUUGAAAAUCUUCUGACAGUUUUGAUCUCAAGCUGUCAUAAUUUAAUGAUGAAAAGGUUGGAUCAUCACAUGGGUUAUUACAGUGAAAUACAUGCAAUUAAAACUGCCUUAAAAUCCAA
Messenger RNA from Motacilla alba alba, 11113 nucleotides. RefSeq names its product otogelin like (gene OTOGL). The transcript has 60 exons. Gene Ontology annotation, biological process: L-arabinose metabolic process. Bases 330 to 9707 code for a protein of 3125 amino acids. Gene Ontology annotation, cellular component: extracellular matrix. The record is from RefSeq and is a predicted model, not a curated record. NCBI's taxonomy places the organism in Eukaryota, Metazoa, Chordata, Aves, Passeriformes, Motacillidae. Gene Ontology annotation, molecular function: alpha-L-arabinofuranosidase activity; protein binding.